UUUUGUUUUGCAUUAAUUUUUUUUGUCCAAAACAGCAAGAACAACUCACUAAACCGACUAUUAAAGCUAGUAAUUAACUAACAAAUACAAGUAUUAUUUUAUGAUUUCUUAUUAAAAAUAAAAUGUUGUGAGUACAGGUUAAAUGUACGAGCAGAUUUUUUCGGGUGUCACUACAUUAUUAUAAAGAUAUUUGAACUAAACCGCGUUGUUCAUAAUUACGAAAUCCUCUACCUACAAUAGCAUCAUCAUUACAAGUUUCCUAGCUCAUUUAAAUUUAUUCUUGCCGUUCUUGAAGAACACAAAUGAAAAAUGCUAUCAAUUCGAAAUGUAUGCCUCAAAGCCGGGAAUCACUAUCAUAGUCGAUUCGCGUUACAACAACUCUUUAGAUCAAGGCCAUCGACUUUUAGCGCAAUAAAACUACAACACCCUCCUCGCCUGAGAAAUGAUUUAGUAUUAAAUAAUAUACGUUCUGUGAGCAAUAAUUUAGAAAAAAGCAGUUCUAAUGACACGCCAUCAAAAAACCCAUCAGAAGGUCAAAAGUCAUUGGUAGAACAAAUUCAAAAUGCUGUGUCACCAUAUGGAAGACUGAUGCGCAUUGAUCGACCUAUAGGUUCCUUGCUUCUAUUCUGGCCAUGUGGAUGGAGCAUAGCUUUAAGCGCGCCGGCAGGUUGUUGGCCCGAUCCCGUAAUGCUGGGUCUCUUUGCAACUGGUGCCUUUAUUAUGAGAGGAGCUGGUUGUACUAUAAACGAUCUUUGGGACAAAGAUCUUGAUGCUAAAGUGGAACGUACAAAAAGUCGACCUCUGGCUAGUGUCGAAAUUUCUCAAUUUGACGCUAUAAUUUUCCUCUCAGCACAACUAAGUCUUGGUCUAUUGGUUUUGCUACAAUUAAACUUACAAUCGAUUGUUCUUGGUGCUUGUUCCUUAGGCCUAGUUGUGACAUACCCUUUAAUGAAGCGGAUAACAUAUUGGCCACAGCUUGUGCUGGGUAUGGCUUUCAAUUGGGGUGCUCUUCUAGGAUGGUGUGCAAUCCAUGGCGCGGUUAAUUGGUCAGCUUGUCUGCCCCUUUACUUAUCAGGAAUUUGUUGGACGGUUGUUUAUGAUACAAUUUAUGCACAUCAAGAUAAGAUUGACGACGUGCAGGCUGGAAUUAAGUCGACAGCCUUGCGAUUUGGAGAUAACACAAAGCUGUGGCUCUCCGGCUUUUCUACGGUGAUGUUGUCGAGUCUGGUAGCUGCAGGCGUUUCUUGUGAUCAAACAUGGCCAUAUUACACAGCAAUCGGUAUGGUAGCUGGGCACUUAGUGCAACAGAUCUAUUCACUAGACAUUGACAACCCAACGGAUUGUGCAAAAAAAUUUAUUUCAAACCACCAAGUUGGACUUAUUCUAUUCCUCGGCAUAGUUCUUGGCACUGUGAUGAAAUCUAAAGAGAAGCAAACAACCGCCAUUUCUGCUCAGAAUCAACAGACCUCCUCCUACGUACAAAUUCCAACACAACCAGCGAUGUUAUCGAGUUCGGUGUGAUGCUGUACAAAAAAUUAUUUUGUAUAAAAUUGAGCUGACACCAAAGUAAAAACCCAUGUAUUAAACAUAGUUUAAUGAAAAAAAAAUGAAUACAAUUUAUUGAGAGUUUUAAAUAUUUAUAAAAUUAAAAUUCAUUAUAGAAGGUGAUAAA
This is a messenger RNA of Episyrphus balteatus (marmalade hoverfly), 1672 nucleotides long. RefSeq names its product 4-hydroxybenzoate polyprenyltransferase, mitochondrial (gene Coq2). The transcript is spliced from 3 exons. Gene Ontology annotation, biological process: ubiquinone biosynthetic process. Gene Ontology annotation, cellular component: mitochondrial inner membrane. Bases 310 to 1521 code for a protein of 403 amino acids. The record is from RefSeq and is a predicted model, not a curated record. NCBI's taxonomy places the organism in Eukaryota, Metazoa, Arthropoda, Insecta, Diptera, Syrphidae.